AUGCUGUCCUUCUGCGAGAACAUCUUUAGACCCUGUCCUCCUUUCGCCAGUUUCUGUAACAGACCUCUUAAAGACCCUUGUCCUCCUCGUAGCAGCGCUUUAUGCCCACAGUUUCGCAAAGACAUCUUUAAGACCCUGUCCUACUGUCGUGCAAGCCACAGUUUCUGUAAAGACUUCUGUAAGACCUGUCCCUCACUUUCUUUGCAGCCCCAGUUUCUCACCCUGUCCGACAGCGAGGUGCUGCAGCCCAGUUUUUGUAAAGACUCUUUAAGACACCUGUCCCACUGUGCGGCAGCCACACGGUUUUCUUUUCUUGUAAAGACCAUCUUUAAGACCCUGUCCUACUGUCGUGCAGUCCACAGUUUCGUAGACAUCUUUAAGACCCUGUCCUCCUGUCGUGCAGCCACAGUUUCUGCAGAGACAUCUUUAGACCCUGUCCUACUGUCGUGCGACCACAGUUUCUGUAAAGAAUCUUUAGACCCUGUCCUCCUGUCGUGCAGCCACAGUUUCUGCAAAGACAUCUUUAAGACCCUGUCCUCCUGUCGUGCAGCCAGUUUUCUCCACAGUUUCUGCAAAGACAUCUUUAAGACCCUGUCCUACUGUCGUGCAGCCACAGUUUCUCCACAGUUCUCGUGUAAAGACAUCUUUAAGACCCUGUCCACUGUCUUGCCAGCCACGUUUUCUGUAAAGAACAUCUUUAAGACCCUGUCCUACUGUCGUGCAGCCACAGUUUCUCCACAGUUUCUCCACAGUUUCUGUAAAGACAUCUUUAAGACCCUGUCCUACUGUCGUGCAGCACAGUUUCUCCACAGUUUCUGUAAAGACAUCUUUAAGACCCGUCCUACUGUCGUGCAGCCACAGUUCUGUAAAGACAUCUUGUCAAAGAAACCUCCGCCCCUCCACACCGGCGCCGACUGGAAGGUGGUCCUCCACCUGCCGGAGAUCGAGACGUGGCUCAGGGCGACCAGCGACCGGGUCACGCAGCUCAGUCACUCCGCGGGACAAGACAGCGACAACCGGCACGUGGACGUCCACCUGGUGCAGCUCAAGGACAUCUGUGAGGACAUCUCGGACCAUGUGGAGCAGAUUCACGCCCUGUUGGAGACCGAGUUCUCCCUGAAACUUCUGUCCUACUCCGUCAACAUCAUCGUUGACAUCAGGACAGUGCAGCUGCUGUGGCACCAGCUGAGAGUCUCCGUUCUGGUCCUGAAGGAGCGUCUGCUGCAGGGCCUGCAGGACUCCAACGGAAACUACACCCGCCAGACGGACAUCCUGCAGGCCUUCAGCCAGGACCAGCAGCAGACUCGCCUGGACGCUCUGACAGAGGUGGACGACUGCGGUCAGCUGACCAUCCGCUGCAGCCAGGACUACUUUUCUUUAGACUGCGGCAUCACCGCGUACGAGUUGACGGACUACAGCCCCGGUGACGAGCCCGAGGCCCGGGGAUCUGACCCCGAAGGCGAGGAUUACGACCCCUCCCAGCCCCUCGAUCCAGCCCAAGGCCCAAAUCCAGAACCCCCAGGGGCAGGCGAGGGCCACGAAUCCUGCUUCUCAAACCACGGACACCACAACAGCUUACCUGAUCUCGACCCACCCGCCAACUCAUCAAACCACAACCGUUCUCCGCCGACGUUACCCACAAUGCAGUGUGGCAACCACGGCGAAAGUGCAAAGCGCCCCCUGCAGGGCGCGAGCCACAGCGCUGAGGUGUCGCCCACGCAGCCGUCGCUUCCCAAGAGAGCCGCUUUGUUCUCGGACGGAGGAACCGGGGUGGAGGACUCUCGGGGAGGCCUGGGGAACGGCGGCCCGCUCUCGGGGCUCCAGUUCCAGGCUGAGCUGAGUCGGAGCACCCCUUCUCUCGUGGACCCUCCGGACCGCACCAAGUUCUGGUUGGAGCUGGACUCGGUUUAUCCAGAAAAUGUCUCCCAGUCCUGCGAGAGCCUGCAGGUGAUGAACGGGCGUAACCCUCAGAGAAACCGUGUGAGGUCCAGACAACUAGGACGCUCUCAGGGGGGCGAGGUCCCGAGGCCGCCGACCGAACCACGGGGCUCGUCCGAGGCCAGACCGCCCGCCAACGCCCCCCCGCCUCCCCAAAACCCGGGGUCCCGGGAGGAAAAAUCCCAACAAAUGGAGAGGACCCAGAGGGAGACACAUGCACACAGCGAGGGGGACUCUGACUCCUCGUUGCCCUCCCCCGUGAGGGAGCAGUUGCUUUCCUCAGACCUGGACGCCUCCGGAGAGGAGUCAGACCCCCGACCGCAUCCUGGCAAGACAGCGGUCUGGAUCGUGAAGCGCCAGGGGCAGAAGGGGGCCCAGUUUUCAUCCAGAUCCAGCCCAGACAGGGAGCACUGGUUUGGGUCUGAGGAGUUCAUGGCCCUCCCCGAUCAGCUGCGUCAGACGGAGAUGCUCGCCACGAAGCUGGGGCGUCUGGCUCAGUCCAUCCCCCUGAUGCCCGAUGGCCGUGACUCUACCCAGAAGGCUUUGCAGAACGUGGACGACUGGGAUUUGACCGAGCUCAACCCGGACUGGGAGGCGGGGGAGAGCGACGAGAGGGAGAGCGGGGACGACAUGCCUUCUCUCCUGCCACCGCUGCUUCCUUACCGGCGAAACCUGGUCAGCCGCUUCAGCUCCACCUCCUCCAGCGAUGUUGCUCUCUCAUUGGACGAAAGCAUAGAGUCCGGCCCGUUGAGUGACCUGCAGUCUGAGGAGGACGAGGGACGGAGGUCCGCAGAGCGCCGCCUGCGGCGGACAGCGCCCCCGGUGGCCAUGCGUGGAGGUGCGUCCCUGGUGCACCAGCUGCUGGAGGACAUCAGAGAGAGUCAGAACCAAGACCCCGCCAUCUGGAAGAAGUUAGAGUGUUUCGUUGCAACAGUUGGACGGGUUCAUCUCCUGGCUGCAGGAGGCGCUGGACAGCACCGACAACUGGACGCAGCCCAGACAGGACCUGGACAGCCUGAGGGUGUACCUGGACACACACCUGAGUUUCAAGCUAAACGUGGACGUCCACAGCGCUCUGAAGGAGAGUGUCAUGGAAGAAGGCAGAGCUCUGCUCACAGUAAUCCCCUCCCACCAAUCAGGUCUGAAGGAUAUCCUCCACAUGGUUUCCAGCCAAUGGGAUCAGCUCCAGCGGCAGAUCCGGCGCCAGCAUGGCUGGAUGCUCCGCGCCCUCCGCUGCAUCCAGGCCCGCCUCCUCUACGCCGGCCAAUCGCAGCAGCCCUCCGUGGACCCGUCGGCCAAUCGGCAGUCUCCGUGCCCAUCAGACGGCCUCGAGACCUGCGGCCGCCUUGCUCCCGUGAGAUUUCCGUCGCCCACGUGUGCACGACGUCGGAGCGAAUCAGGAUCAAGUCAGACACAGAUCUACCCAGCAUGCAACGGGCGCCGAUCGCCGGGGAUCGAUUCUGCGCGGACCUGGAUCACCUCCAACGUCGUCCUUCGUCACAAACAGACGACCCCCGCGCAGACCAUGCUAAAACCCCCCCCACGCCCCACCCUACCCCCCGCCACCUCGCAUCCUCUACGUCGACCGUACGACAAGACGUGCAGACAUGUUUUGAGUACGAGCCUCCCACCCGGCAGCCACUGAGACGACCACCCAAGCGGGAGCGAUUCGAUGGAGAGACGGAGGAUCAAGGAGGAGCAGUUCAUGAGGGGAGCCGGGGAGUCCACGAGGCCUGA
Messenger RNA from Etheostoma spectabile (orangethroat darter), 3675 nucleotides. RefSeq names its product A-kinase anchor protein 6. The coding region runs from base 1 to 3675 and encodes 1224 amino acids. NCBI's taxonomy places the organism in Eukaryota, Metazoa, Chordata, Actinopteri, Perciformes, Percidae. The transcript has 24 exons. The record is from RefSeq and is a predicted model, not a curated record.